Molecule: messenger RNA, 5798 nt
Organism: Acipenser ruthenus (sterlet)
Lineage: Eukaryota; Metazoa; Chordata; Actinopteri; Acipenseriformes; Acipenseridae
Gene: wdr33
Product: WD repeat domain 33
Exons: 24
Coding region: 270-4235 (1321 amino acids)
Cellular component (GO): mRNA cleavage and polyadenylation specificity factor complex
Molecular function (GO): protein binding
Source: RefSeq, a predicted model, not a curated record
ACGUCUUUUGUUGUUAUGUGCACGUUGACGUCGUCUUCUCCCGCCGCGUGCGCGAUGACGCAUGUUCUUGCGCAGAGAGAUGGAGGCCUUUGGGUGACUGCAAGACAGACGCGAAAAGAAAGAGACUAGAGAAACUCCCAAAGUAAGAGUGGAGAGCAGAGUAGUUCACACCGAGGACUGUGCACAGUACCAGGGACCGGCCCAGGAGAACCUUCCCGGGGACAGAGUCGCAGAUAGAGUGGCUGUGCUGACCCCUAGGUGUGCUCACCAUGGCGACGGACAUCACCUCCCCGCCCCGGUUCUUCCACAUGCCGCGGUUUCAGCACCAGGCUCCACGGCAGCUCUUCUACAAGCGGCCCGACUUUGCCCAGCAGCAGGCCAUGCAGCAGCUCACCUUUGAUGGGAAACGCAUGAGAAAGGCAGUGAACCGCAAAACCAUUGACUACAAUCCUUCCGUCAUUCGCCACAUCGAGAAUCGUCUGUGGCAGAGAGACUAUCGAGAUCUCCGAGUCAUCCAGCCUGAUGCUGGCUAUUACAACGAUCUUGUUCCUCCAGUGGGAAUGCUAAAAAACCCCAUGAAUGCAGUCACCACCAAGUUUGUCAGAACUUCUACCAACAAAGUCAAGUGCCCUGUUUUUGUCGUCCGGUGGACCCCCGAAGGCAGGCGCCUGGUUACUGGGGCCUCCAGUGGAGAGUUCACACUAUGGAAUGGACUGACCUUCAACUUUGAAACCAUCCUACAGGCCCACGACAGCCCUGUGCGAGCCAUGACCUGGUCCCAUAAUGACAUGUGGAUGCUGACAGCGGACCAUGGUGGCUAUGUGAAGUACUGGCAGUCCAACAUGAAUAACGUCAAGAUGUUCCAGGCGCACAAGGAGGCGAUUAGAGAGGCCAGUUUCUCACCCACGGAUAGUAAAUUUGCCACUUGCUCUGAUGAUGGAACUGUUCGCAUCUGGGACUUUCAGCGGUGCCAUGAGGAGAGAAUCCUGCGAGGGCACGGAGCAGAUGUGAAGUGUGUGGAUUGGCAUCCUACAAAAGGGUUGGUGGUUUCAGGAAGCAAAGACAGCCAGCAGCCAAUCAAAUUCUGGGAUCCAAAGACAGGACAGAGCCUCGCGACGCUACACGCCCAUAAGAACACCGUCAUGGAGGUGAAGUGGAAUUUGAAUGGUAAUUGGCUGCUCACUGCAUCACGUGACCACCUGUGUAAGCUAUUUGAUGUGCGCAACCUGAAGGAGGAGCUACAGGUCUUCCGGGGGCACAAGAAGGAGGCUACAGCCGUGGCCUGGCACCCGGUACAUGAGGGCCUCUUUGCCAGCGGAGGCUCUGAUGGGUCCCUGCUCUUCUGGCACACGGGUGUUGAAAAGGAGGUGGGGGGCAUGGAGAUGGCCCAUGAAGGGAUGAUUUGGAGCUUAGCCUGGCACCCACUGGGUCACAUCCUUUGUUCUGGCUCCAACGACCACACUAGUAAAUUCUGGACUAGAAAUCGCCCCGGGGAUAAAAUGAGGGACCGAUAUAACCUGAACCUCUUAUCGGGAAUGUCAGAAGACGGGGUGGAGUAUGAUGACAUUGAGCCCAACAGUAUGGCUGCCAUCCCAGGAAUGGGGAUCCCAGAGCAGUUGAAGAUGGCCAUGGAACAAGAGCAGACUGGUAAGGAGGAGCUGGAUGAAGUGGAGAUGACGAUCCCCGGUCUGGACUGGGGGAUGGAGGAGAUGAUGCUGAAAGAUCUGAAGAAAGUUCCUCAGAAGAAAGUGCCCUACGCCAAGCCCAUCCCAGCACAGUUCCAACAGGCCUGGGCAGAGAACAAGGUGCCAGCGCUGCCCCCCGGGGAGGUCCCGAAAGAGAGGAAGGACGAGAAGAAGGUAGACUUGAAAAAGAAAACGCAAGCUGAGAUUGAGCAAGAAAUGGCAGCCCUACAGUACACCAACCCGCUACUCUUAGAGCAAAUGAAGAUUGAACGGAUGGCACAAAAGCAAUCGGAGCAGGGGCCUCCCCCCCCACAGGGUGCCAUGCCCCCCUUCCCAGGUCAAGGGCCCAUGCCCACUCCUCUACAAGGCUUCCAGCCAUCACUCCCGCCUCAGCAGAUGCCCCCCAACAUGCCUCCUAUGGGUCCCACUGGCCCACAGGGACCUUUCAUUCCCCAGGGACAAAUGGGCCCUCCCGGACCCCAGCACCACCAGGGCCCCCCAGGUCCACAGGGCUUCAUGGGGCCCCAGGACAUGCAUGGGCCUCAGGGCAUGCAGAGGCACCCAGGCCCUCAAGGGCACAUGGGGCAUCAGGGGCCACCAGGGAUGCCUGGCAAGGGGAUGCACGGGCCUCCUGGCAUGCCCCCUGGACCGAGAGGGAUGCCUGGACUGCCUCCGGGGGGAAUGCAGGGACCCCCAGGAGGCAUGAUGGGUCCCCCACCCCGUGGAAUGGGGCCACAAAACAAUCAGGGACCCCAUCCCCAAGGAGGCAUGAUGGGCCCCCAGGACAUGAGAAUGCCUCCAACACAGGGAGGCAUGAUGGGCCACCCUCCACCACAGGACAUGAGAGGCCACCCUGGGCCACCAAUGCAAGGGGCAAUGAUGGGGCCUCCUCCUAUUGGGCCACAGGGACAGCAGAACCCCUCCAGGGUGCCCCAAGGCCCGCAUGGACACAGCAACAUGCAGGUACCUGGGGGCAUGCAUGGGCCUGGGAAUAUGCAGGGUCCUGGGCACAUGCCGGGGCAGGGAAACAUGCAAGGACCUGGCACCAUGCAGGGGCCACCCCCGUUCAUGCAGCAAGGCAAGCCACCCCUGUUGGGUGAAGGGCCUAGACCACCAUUCAACCAGGGAGGACAGAAUCAAGGGCCGCCUCCAUUGAUGUCUGGAUUGGUGCAGCAGGGACCAGGUCCCAACAGCAAAGGUGAUGGUUUGCUAGGCCCCGCCCCCGGACCCUUGUUUGGGGCCCCUUGCCCCGCCCAGGGCGGAAUGACGUUCCAGCCACACCAAGGAAUGGGGAACAGUCGGCAGCCAGGGCCCAACAACAUGGGGGGCUCUUCGCCUAUCCAGCAGCCCCCAGGACAGCCAGGAGACGCUCGCGGCCCCCCAAACCACCACAUGGGCGGUCCUCCGGAUCGACGGGGUCCCGAAGGGGGUAUGGGUCCGGACCAGGGCUCGGAGAGGGGAGCCUCUUAUUGGGGGGAGUCCCGUGACGGCCGUCGAGGCCCAGCCGCUGAAUUUGAGGGUCCGGAUGAGCGGUUCCACCCGCAGGGAGGGGAGGGCUGGCGGCAGCAGCCCACGCAGCAGCAGCCCCAGCGUGGACAGAACCAAGAGUUCCGUGAUGGGGAUGGACGGGGCCACCACAGAGGGGGCCCCCAAGGUGGCUGGGAGGGGCGACGACACUCUGAAGAGAGGUUUCCACGUGACAGCGAGGAUCCACGAUACAGGGGCCGCAGAGAAGAAAGGUUUGAUAAUUAUGAGGCACCCGAUGAGGAAUUUGACCCGCAGCAGCAGCGACCGAGAGAGCAGCAGAGGCCCGGGCGGCACAGCCAGGAGUUUGAGCACGAGCAAGCUGAUGAAUCGUCUGACGUGAGUAAAGCAGGCCUGUUUCCCGGCAGGUUCCACAGAGGAGGAGCCUCUCGACAGGAGGGUCGAGGUGGGCGGGGCUACUCGGAGGAGUUUGUUGGCAAGGAUUUCGAGGAGGAGAAAGGAAGGGGUUGGGAUACUGGAGGAAGAGGGCGUGGCCGUGGAACACAAAGAGGAGGAGGGCGAAAGGGUCUGCUUCCUACUCCAGAUGAGUUCCCGCCUCAUUUCGAAGGGGGGCGCAAACCUGAAUCCUGGGAAGGAACACGAGAUCAGGGCAAUGAGCACUUCCGGGAUGGCCUGCGCCCAGAGCACUCUGCCCGGGACAGCGCCUCCCCGGCCAGCAGGGAGCGCUCCUCCUCUCUGCAGGGCAUGGACAUGGCUUCCCUCCCUCCUCGCAAGAGACCCUGGCACGACGGGCCCGGGACAGUGGACCCCAGGGAACGAGAUUCCCCAGGAGGGGCUCCUGAGGAGAGGCCUGCAGUUCGAGGAGGCGGCUCUUCCCAGCGCAACAUGAAGCGGUCGAGUUCUCAGGACGGGGAGCACCACCGUGAGGAGGCCAGCUACACCCGCGGGGGAGGAGGCCGGGGCGGGCCUGGCUGGGGGAGAGGAGGAGGAGGGAACAUGAACAGCUCCAGCCAACCACGACGAGGUCCGUCACGUGGAUCAUCGAGAGGGGCGCGAGGCCGGUAGGGCCACGAGAACUGUUUCACCUCAACACCACUGAGAGGACACCCGAGUUUGAACUGGAAACCAUGCCACUGGGGACUGGGCUGGGUGGGGAACCAGCAUUUUUCUGGAAUAUGGUACUGGCUGCUGGGACACCUGAGGGGGGCUGGUCUGUGGCAGCCUCUCCCCUAUAGUGCACACACUCAGGGCAGCUCACACAUGUAUGCAGGGGUGUACUCUGUGUGGGGGUCCUUCACGACUGGAACCAAGCUGUCACUUUUUCAUUCAUAUAGAAUCUCUUGGACUCUGCUCAUAUAAUAUAUAGUUCUGUGUGCGGCAAAUACCCUUUUCUCUAUUCAUCUCUCUUUUAUUUAGUUCUAUAUUUGUUCUAAUCUUGCAAAGGUUAUUAUAAAAGUAGGUACACACAUGGCUAUCUUUAUCCUGCUCGUUGUCUUGUUCAGUUUCACCUCCAGUCUUUUUUUUCUUUUUUUUUGUUCCUGCAGCAGACCUCCUCCCCCAGUCCUGACUACAGUCUUUCUUCCAGAGUCUCGCACAGUGAAAAUACAUUCAGGUUUCAGUUGCUGCAGAGCAUUCCAAGCACACUAGAGUUCAAUAACGUACUCAAAAGUCACAGAUGCAUCAUAUUUUUAUAUUUAGAUCUGUAGUAAAAUUCUAUUGUACUGCAAAAUAAGCCGUGGUGAAUACAUUACUCAAAUAAGGAUGUGUGUGCUAGCUCUGCCUCUGACGAGCUGAGCCAAAAGCCGCUCUGAGCCAAUUCUGAGACCCAGUCCCUAUUCACAUUUAUUAAUGAACUUCUUUCUGUUUUGCCAAUCUGAAGAGACAGAAGAAGUGGGUGAUAAAAUGACAAGAAUCCUAAUAUACUUUAUUUAUGCUUUAUUUAUCCUAAAGUUUGAAUAAAGCAAGUCAGGAUUUUCUGCGAUUUUUUUAGUUGUACCAAACAGUAUUAAGGCAUCUAUAAAGCAAAUUUUACUUAUACUAGCUAACACACUGUUUGGCAUUACGAAAGUAAGUAUGCCUUUUUUUGACUGGCCUGUUUUCUUCCCAGAUCAUUUCCCCAGUGCCAGAAGACGAGCAAAAUAUUAAAUGUAAAAAAAAAAAAAAAAAAAAAAAAAAAAAAAAUUGAAAGAAGAAAAUAAUGAAACCUAUGAUUUUCUAAUUCUGACAGCUCUGCAGCAUAAACUGCUCUUGUCUCUUUUGUUAUAGUUGUUUGUAAAGGACGUUGCAAGCAGGGCAAGUCAGUACCACUCUUUACUCCCCAAAGAAACUGAGUUGGAUUAAUAGUAAUGCUGUAUGUUAGUUCAUCUCCGGGAGAGCGCCCCCUGCCUGAAGGACGGUGGGGCUUCAUUUCUGUUCCCCCCCCACCACCCCAGAACUUGUUUUUCUUAUGUUGAUUUUUUAAAAGAAGCUAAUCAUAUUGGACUCUGAAACAUUGCCACAUGCCCUCCGUGUGUGGACGGGCAGGUUCUCUGUUUGUGUAUGUACAGUUUGUCAAAAGAUUGUCACAUUGUUUUGUUCAUUUUUUUGUAUGAAACUGCAAUAGAAUUUGUGCAAAAUUUACCAAACCUU